UUUAUCCCCAUCCAAACUUGAUGCUGUGGCUAAAGUUAGAUUGGCGUGCGGGGGUAUAUAAGCCCCCGGGGAUAUACGUAUAACGCGGCUUCACACUAUCUUCUCCUUCUUGAUCAUCCAAACCUCCACUCAUACCGUCUCAAGAUGGCACCAAAGAAGGCCAAGAGGAGGCAGGCAGCAGGAGACAGCGGCUCCUCCAACGUGUUCUCCAUGUUUGAGCAGAGCCAGAUUCAGGAGUACAAAGAGGCUUUCACAAUCAUUGACCAGAACAGAGAUGGUAUCAUCAGCAAAGAUGACCUGAGGGACGUGCUGGCUUCAAUGGGCCAGCUGAACGUGAAGAAUGAGGAGCUGGAGGCCAUGAUCAAGGAGGCCAGCGGCCCCAUCAACUUCACCGUCUUCCUCACCAUGUUCGGAGAGAAGCUGAAGGGUGCUGAUCCAGAGGACGUCAUUGUUAGCGCCUUCAAGGUCCUGGACCCCGAGGGUACUGGAAGCAUCAAGAAGGAAUUCCUUGAGGAGCUGCUGACCACUCAGUGCGACAGGUUCUCCAAGGACGAGAUUAAGAACAUGUGGGCCGCCUUCCCCCCAGAUGUUGCUGGCAACGUAGACUACAAGAACAUCUGCUACGUCAUCACACACGGAGAGGAGAAGGAGGAGUAAAGAGCAAGCUAGAAGACAAGAAAGACAACAAUCCCUUUGCUAUUCUGCCUUCCCUGCCCUAUUCUUUCCUCCUCUUCCUCCCCACUCACCUUCUGUGUAAACCCAUGUGCUCAGCCGCUCAUGUUCAAACCAAAGACUUGUCACACUGGCAUGAGAGUGCCGCUGCACAUGGGAUGUCUAUGUUUGCUUAUGGGGAAUAGGGGUGAUUUUCAAUAAAAUUAUCCUGUAACAUCA
This is a messenger RNA of Chelmon rostratus (copperband butterflyfish), 891 nucleotides long. RefSeq names its product myosin light chain, phosphorylatable, fast skeletal muscle a (gene mylpfa). NCBI's taxonomy places the organism in Eukaryota, Metazoa, Chordata, Actinopteri, Chaetodontiformes, Chaetodontidae. The transcript has 7 exons. The record is from RefSeq and is a predicted model, not a curated record. Bases 145 to 657 code for a protein of 170 amino acids. Gene Ontology annotation, cellular component: cytoplasm. Gene Ontology annotation, molecular function: calcium ion binding. Gene Ontology annotation, biological process: skeletal muscle tissue development.